AAAGUAUGACGCACCGGUCCACAAGAUUCGAAUUUCCAGUCGCCCAUCUACACUUUCUCGUUCCUUUUAAACCCGUUGAAGAAUUGAUUGCCAUCAAAAAGAGGAAAGUAUGAACGAGGAUACUCGCAAGUUAUUUGAACGAGUUUCCAAAAAGAUGGGCUGGACCGGGUUCGAUGGACCAGACAUAGCACAAACAAAGCUGAUUAAUCCAAUUGAGAAGCAACGUCAUGGUGCCACAAGUGGGGGUAAUUUUGCAGACCGAUCAGGGUCGCCUGAGGACGAAGAUAAAGAAAACCAGUAUUUCAAGCCCAACGCAUACAAAAGCGCCAUUUCGAUUGACUCCGAUGACGACGAAUUUGACCAUUUUCUUGUGAGCUGGAGCACUCCAAGAACGAAAACUAAGCCAAAGAAACCAUGCAGUGUUGCGAAGAUAAAAAGUUCCAGUGUUCGUGCAGUGAGCUCGGAUGAUGAUAAUGGCGAUUUUGAAAAAUUCCUGCACCGUGUGAAAACUCCUGCUACCAAGCCCAGGAAAGUAUCAGAAAGUGAAAGUGAGGACAGCCUUAAAAGGUUUAUUGUGGAUGAUGACUUAUCAGAUGAUGACUUCAUUCAGACCGAAUCAUCCUCUAAAGGGUGUAAGAAGACUCCAGCCACACACAAAUCAUUCAGGAGACCACUGCAACCAUCUGAGUUUGCCUCUCCUUUGUUCAUCAGUGAUAGUGGGGAUGAGGAUAAGAACAUUGUCAUCAAGAGCACUUGGAAGACUCGGCACACAAAGCCAAAAUCUCUGCCACGAAACGAAAACAACUCAGUGAUUUGUGACCAAAAAGACAGCCCGCCAUCACUGCUUUUGCCUCCCACCUCCCCAUUCACAGUUCCUCGGCCAUUCCACCGUACUGCAACAACUUGGCUUUCUCCUAAGUGUACGCUUUCAACUCCUCUCAAGCUGGACGACUCUUCCGGAUCUGAAGACGAGUUCACGUCCUUACUGGAGAGGCUUAAAAAGAAGAACAUAGUCACUGACUCUACCUCCAAGACCAACACUGAAUCCAGUUGGGGCCCUCCUGUAUCACUUCCAGUCCUAAAGGGGCCAGCGAAACCCAGGGCCACCUCAUUAGGUGAAAAAAAUCCAGAUGUAAAGACCCCUGGGAAAAGCAGCACCCUGAAGCCGAAAGUGAGUCAGACGGAACCCCGACAUGGCCCCGUCAGCAGACUAGCUUUGUGCAAAACCCCAGGUUGCUUCUUGGAGUCUCUAUCAAAUCCUGCCUCCAGCUACUGCCGCAAUUUUAGGCAAAAGAAGGAAGAACUGUCGAGCAAACUGUAUCAGUUGUACAACUGCAGUGUCUUUGACAGGAAGCUCCCCAUCGAUAUGUCCGUGACCUGGAACAAAAAGAUGCGCAAAACAGCAGGCUACUGUAUUACUGGUCAAGAGCGAGGUGGAGGGAACCGUUAUGCUCGCAUCGAACUAUCCGAGAAAGUCUGCGAUUCUGCAGAUCGCCUCCGAGACACACUGAUCCACGAAAUGUGCCACGCUGCCACCUGGCUGAUCAACGGCGUGAGGGACAGCCACGGAAGCUUAUGGAAGGCGUACGCUCGCAAGUCCACCUUGGUGCACCCCGAGCUGCCGAUGGUGUCUCGCUGCCACAGCUACGACAUCAAGUUCAAAUUCAAAUACCAGUGCACCAAAUGUCAGAAUACGAUCGGUCGUCAUUCCAAGUCCCUGGACACUCAAAAGUUUGUGUGUGCACUUUGCACGGGCAAACUCGUCCUGCUCACGCCGUUCAAGCCUCGUCCUCCUACGCCUUUCGCCAACUUUGUGAAGGAGAACUACAAGAGUGUACGCCAGGAGCUGGCGGACCAAAGCCAUCGGGACGUAAUGCGCAAACUCAGCGUAGACUUUGCCUCCAAGAAUACACUGAGUGACCUUCACGAUUCAGACCACUGAGGUAAGUGGAACACGGCAAUGGUACGACAAUAAAUAUCUGCAAUGACUUUACAAAACACUAGUUGUCAAUAAUACGUUUUACACUGCAUGUGUGUGUGUUCCGCUCUGUUUUUUUGGUUUAGCUUUGUAUCAAAGAGGUUGUGGUGUUUUACACACAGAUGUCGGCUAGUUUUUACUUAUAGAUUUGUUGUUGCGUUUUAACUCCAAAUAAAGUUUGAAUUGUUUGUUUUGAAAUCAAA
Molecule: messenger RNA, 2181 nt
Organism: Syngnathus typhle (broad-nosed pipefish)
Lineage: Eukaryota; Metazoa; Chordata; Actinopteri; Syngnathiformes; Syngnathidae
Gene: gcna
Product: germ cell nuclear acidic peptidase
Exons: 13
Coding region: 110-1942 (610 amino acids)
Cellular component (GO): nucleus
Source: RefSeq, a predicted model, not a curated record